Molecule: messenger RNA, 789 nt
Organism: Colossoma macropomum (tambaqui)
Lineage: Eukaryota; Metazoa; Chordata; Actinopteri; Characiformes; Serrasalmidae
Product: claudin-23-like
Exons: 1
Coding region: 46-789 (247 amino acids)
Biological process (GO): bicellular tight junction assembly; cell adhesion
Cellular component (GO): plasma membrane; bicellular tight junction
Molecular function (GO): structural molecule activity
Source: RefSeq, a predicted model, not a curated record
CUCUUUCUUCCUGAGCGCGCGCUGUAUGAGGCUAGAAAGUCCAUCAUGCGAACUCCUGGGAUUGUCCUGCUUGGCCUGGUCUUCGCGCCUUGCGGCUGGAUCUUGGACCUGACCAGCACGGUGGCGCCAAACUGGCGCACCAUCCACAACAUCAGCGGCGAGCCUCCGGACCUGGUGCUUCACCAAGGGAUCUGGGACAUCUGCAGGUCCUUCACGGAGUCCCGGGACGUCCUGUGCAACCACGAGGACAGCGAGUACUUCAACAAUCAGAUCAUUGAGAUUGCCCGGAGGAUGAUGGUGGCGAGUCUGAUCGUGACCUUCAUCGGCCUGGGCGUGGCCACCAUCGGGACCCACUGCUGGACGGACAAGCCGAGGUGGUCGGUGGCGGGACUCGGCGGCCUCCUCAUCUUCAGCUCCGGCGUGCUGGCCAUCAUCCCCGUGGCGUGGUACCACCACAUCCUGCCCUACAUCAACUCACCGUCGAGCGACAUUCGCGUGGGAUACUGCAUCGUGCUGGGCUACACGGGCGGCAUCACGGAGCUGCUGGGCGGGUUCGUGAUGUUCGGCGGGAUUUGCCAGUGCCGCUAUGGGAUGAAGCGCGCGGGGGGAGGAGAGCUUAGCCUCGGACGGACCCGCCUGCACUCGCACCCGCGACGUAAGGCCGACAAACCGAGCGAGAGCGCGAAGAGGAGCCGCGCGAGCAGCGUGCCAUACUCAAUAGAUUCAGUGCUGGAGGAGAGGAACUUUCGGCUUGGGAAGCUACCCAUCAGUGCCUUUAAUACGCUGUAA